Didymodactylos carnosus is the source of this 696-nucleotide messenger RNA. The record is from the annotation of a GenBank genome assembly. NCBI's taxonomy places the organism in Eukaryota, Metazoa, Rotifera, Eurotatoria, Philodinida, Philodinidae.
AUGGUCAACCAAGACGGCGCCUACAGUGGUGUAGUCGGUCUCGCAUAUCCGAAAUUAACUACUUAUAAAGAAGAAUUGCCAUUAUUCUACAACCUGUGGAAACAAAAGAAAAUCUCACUGCCACUCUUCUCCGUUUUUCUCACCACAAGUUCUAAAAGUUCGUUGACCAGUGAAUUAGUACUUGGAGGUAUCGAUAAAUCGAAAUACACUGGUUCAAUAACAUACGUACAGGUGUCUCCCAAAGGAUAUUGGGAAUUUAAGUUAACAAAUGUUAUGAUUGGGCGCACCGUUAUCUCUGGUAGUAAGAACACUCCGGCUAUUUCUGAUACAGGCACAACUUAUAUCUACGGCCCCUCUAAGCAGGUUAAAGCAUUUUAUGCGGCUAUUAAUGCAUAUCAAUAUGAUAACGAUGGCGAUUAUGGCGUUGAUUGCGAGGCAAUAUCUUCACUACCAUCGCUAACAUUUACAAUUAGUGGCGUACCUUUUACAUUGCUCCCGCAACACUACAUUUACAAUGAAUCGCUCACAGGAGGAAACAAAUUGUGCUUAUCUGCAAUAAGUGCAUCAACGGACACCGAUAACGAUAGCAGAGAAUACUGGCUAUUGGGUGACUCGUUUUUACAGCGAUUUUACUCUGUUUAUAAUAUGGGUACAAAUCAAGUGGGAUUUGCUAAAUCAGUUUUGUACAAGUCAUAA